This is a messenger RNA of Lodderomyces elongisporus, 3276 nucleotides long. It is a transcript of the gene TFC4, whose product is annotated as transcription factor TFIIIC subunit. The record is from RefSeq and is a predicted model, not a curated record. The coding region runs from base 1 to 3276 and encodes 1091 amino acids. NCBI's taxonomy places the organism in Eukaryota, Fungi, Ascomycota, Pichiomycetes, Serinales, Debaryomycetaceae. Gene Ontology annotation, biological process: transcription by RNA polymerase III. Gene Ontology annotation, molecular function: protein binding. The transcript has a single exon. Gene Ontology annotation, cellular component: transcription factor TFIIIC complex.
AUGGUUCGCAACAAGGUUCAUUCUAGUGAGAACUUUUUUCUUUCAGAAGAAGUAAGUGGUAUAAAUUACCAAAAAUUCAACGGCGCAAUUGAAAACAAUUCCUAUACUGAGAAGGAAGAAGCAGCAGAAGAGGCAAAUGAAGACGAGGAAAAAAAUGAAGAAGACAAAGAGGAAGACAGGUUAAACCAAGUGCUAGAUGAGCUAGAGGCUACCAAUUUUGAUAUUGAUAGUGAUAGCGAUCACGGGAAGAAUAACAGUUUUAUAAAUAAAAGAUUAAGAAACGAUGAUGAAGAAGAAGAUGACGACGAUGAAGAAGAAGAUGAUGAUGAUGACGAGUAUGACGAGGAUGAUGAUGAAAAUUUUGGUGGCGAUCUUGGCAAUGAAUUUAGUGAAGACGAUGAUGAUGCCGACGAUGAUUUCUUGAUGGAGGAUUCGGAAGAGGGCGAUGAUUACGAUGACUAUGAUGAUGGAUAUGACUUGAAAGAUGCCCUCAAGAAAGCGGGGAAUUUCAAAGUCAAAAAUAAGAAAGCAAAACUAGCUAAUACAGGAAAAACCUCAUCCUCGUACAAACUGAGGAUGAUGAGGACGGAGAAUCGAGAAUUGGAUCCUGAAGUGCGAAUGCUUCUAUCGCAAGCUAAUGAAGCAUUUGUGAGAAACGAUUUGCAAGUCGCAUUGGGCUUGUAUACAGACGUCAUCAAGAAAGAUGCUCGAAAUUUCCACGCAUACAAGGCAAUUGGUGAAAUUCAUAAAAAUUUGGGGAAUCUAAACGAGUGCUGUAACUUUUGGGUCUUGGCUGCCAACUUGCAUUCCUGGGACCAUGAGUUUUGGAGUCAAGUAGCCGAGCUCUCUGCCGACCUUGGACAUAUUGAUCAGGCAAUAUUCUGCUAUGGUAGAGCAAUAACUUCGGAUAUCAAGAAAUCUUCUCGCUUUAUUAUGCAAAGAGCCAUUCUAUACAAGGAGAAACACCAAUUUGGAAAAGCCUUGGACGGCCUUCAAAAAGUUCGUCUGGUUUAUCCAACUAACCCUGAGGUAUACAAACACAUUGCAAGUGUAUAUUCUGAACAGCGGCGAUUGAAUGAUGCUAUAAAUUUGUACAUGAAGAUGCUUGAUUGGAACAUCAAUGAAGACAUCAAUUCCGCUGAAGUGUACCCCAAGUUUGAUUGGUCAGAGCUAAACAUAUUAUUGGAACUACAUAUACAACAUCGGUCUUUUAGAAAUGGGUUAACCGUUUUAAAACUAACGGCAAGAUGGAUCCAGGAUAGGUCGCAAGAGGUGUGGGACGAUCAAGAUGAUUCAGAGUUUGAUGUGAAAAGAAGAUUUAAAAAUUCUCAUAAGCUUCUGGCGGUUGCUCGGCAAGCUUUUAAUACUAAAAGAUUUGAACUACCCAUAGAUAUAAGAUUCAAGUUGGGUGUUUUGCGACUAGGCGCGGGUGACAAUGAAGAGGCUCUACACCAUUUUGAAUACUUGCUCGAUGAAGACCCCAGCUCCAUUUCUGACUUGUAUUUUGAAGCUGGUAAGCAUUUGGAAGAUGUUGGGCUCUACGAGGAAGCCUUACUUUAUUUGACAAGAGUAGAAGAUGAACCUUCUCCGGAAUUGGUUCGUCUUUUGGGUAAAUGUUACAUUGAGGGCGGUGAUUUUCUUCAGGCUAAAUAUGCAUACGAAGACUUGCUCAGUCUAGAACCCGAAAAUGCUGAUUAUAAGCUUUCACUAGCAGAGACAUUGUAUCAUUUGGGUGAAGAAACUAGAGCAGAGCAUUUGAUCAAUGAAGUGCAAAGAGCCAACUCGUCAACAGCAACAGCAACAGCAACAGCAACAGCAACAGCAACAGCAACAGCAACAGCAACAGCAACAACAACAGCAACAGCAACAGCAACAACAACAACAACAACAAUGCCAGAAGCUAUUGAUAAUGAACUGCCUGAAAACUUGUCUUUGAUCAGAAAUAGAAUCCGCAAGGCUGCAAAGCGUGUACGACUAACUGAGCUUGAGAAACAAGAGAUUGAAUUGAAUGCAAAAAGAAAAGUUUUGGAGAAGUAUACCCGGAUGGAAAGGCUCCAAGAUGCAGUUGACGAAGGCGACAAAAUUGCAAUUUCGGCUUGGAUUCAAUUGGCAUCGCAGCUUGUUGAAAUGUUUACAAAGACCAAAAGCUUUUUCCCCAAGGAUAGGAUGAAAAAAUUUAGAGGCAUAUUUCGUAGGAAUACAAGUAAAAAAAUGAAUUUGGACGAAAGGCUUGCGAGGGCAUACAAUUUAUUGGAAGGCAUCGAUGACGACGAUAAUCUUGGACGUCACACUUUAACUUCAAUGACUGAAUUUAGAGGAUUGAAUUACCAGCAGUGGUUUGAGAUAUUUGCCCAAUAUGCUUUGUUGUUAUGGAGAUACGAAUAUGACCCAGGUCAUGCAGAUGAGAUCUUAAAUGUUGCAUUGAGUGCUAGUAUAUUUGCUCAAGACAAAAAUAAGGAAAUCAUAUUGCAGGUGUUGAAGGUGCUGUUUGGAAUUUCGGAGAACCUUCCUUCGACAACUGUUCAAACACAUACUAGAAAUUUGCUCAACUUGAACCAAUUUUCUCCAUUUGUGUACAAGUUUUAUCUAUGUUGCUAUGCCUCCGGGUUAAAAUUUUGGGAGAAUUUUGCAUGUUACAACCAACAAAAAUAUUUCCUUCGACAGCUAAAGGCAUAUGACUCGACAUUUAGUGGAGUUCCUAUCUCUGGUAUGGCCUUGGUUAAUGCAAAUGUAUCCAAUAUUGCCUUGGGAAAAUGUCUUCCAGACUUGGUAUACAUCUAUGCCAAUAUGCUAGGUGGAAACAGAAGUUAUAUUUCCUCUAUUUUCUACAUGAAUCGUGCUUACGAGUUUAACAAUAAAGACCACAUGAUUUGUUUAAUUUUGGCGCUUCUUCACAUUCAUAGAUCAAUGCAAAGACUUACAUCCAAUAGGCACAAUCAACUUCUUCAAGGUAUCAGCUAUUUUUUGGAGUACAAAGACUUGCGUCUAGGCGGAAAAGAAGUUGGUAAAGCUGGUGAAGCCGGUGAAGCCGGUGAAGCUACCAUUUAUGAACAACAGGAAGUCGAGUACAACUUUGGCAGACUUUUUCAUAUGCUUGGGUUAUCUUCUCUUGCGGUGCAGCAUUAUAAUAGAGUUUUAGCUCUUCUGGAUAGCAACCAUUUGGAAGAAGAUUAUGAUUUGGCCACCGAGGCUGCGUAUAACCUCACUUUGAUCUAUAACUUGAAUGGAAAUAGUUUGUUAGCUCGCGACUUGACUGAAAAAUAUUUAGUUUUGUGA